UUGAACAACAACACAGGACACAUUGACACAUUAAAAAUAAAAAUACAAAAAAAAAUUAUAAAAAAUCCAAUUAAAAAUGUCUGCCGAAGUGGAGGAAUUACUGAAACGCUUUCAGAGCUUUAAGAACGUAAUCGGUAUAAUCGUCGUGGACAACGAUGGUAUACCGAUUAAGACCACCUUGGAGUACAACCUGACGCUGCACUAUGCGGCCCUGAUGCAAACGUUGCGGGAGAAGGCACGCCAGGUGGUCCAGGAUCUGGAUGCCACCAAUGAGUUCACCUUCCUGCGGCUGCGGACGCUCCUCCACGAGGUGAUGCUGUGUCCGCAGGACGAUUACUUCAUCAUGGUGCUCCAGAAACCCAGCGACUAGCAUUGGAUUAACCACCGCACGGGAAAGAUAUUAAUUCAGGGCCGCGACUCAUUUCAUUUGUUGCGAAAGUCAAUUACGUGGCAUUAAAGCGAGUGUUCGGCACA
Messenger RNA from Drosophila serrata, 474 nucleotides. It is a transcript of the gene robl22E, whose product is annotated as dynein light chain roadblock 22E. Gene Ontology annotation, biological process: microtubule-based movement. Gene Ontology annotation, cellular component: cytoplasmic dynein complex. The record is from RefSeq and is a predicted model, not a curated record. Lineage: Eukaryota; Metazoa; Arthropoda; Insecta; Diptera; Drosophilidae.